This is a messenger RNA of Brettanomyces nanus, 663 nucleotides long. RefSeq lists its product as uncharacterized. Bases 1 to 663 code for a protein of 220 amino acids. The record is from RefSeq and is a predicted model, not a curated record. The transcript has a single exon. NCBI's taxonomy places the organism in Eukaryota, Fungi, Ascomycota, Pichiomycetes, Pichiales, Pichiaceae.
AUGUCCCAACUAAUUACCAUCAACAGAAACGAUUAUAAGAGCGUUAACAACUAUAUCCGUCAGGCCUUCAGAGAGAUGACUAAGAAGAAAACUAGACAACUUCUUACGGCCUACUAUGACUGGUUAAGAAAUGACCCCGUGGAAGAUGCACAAGCCCUUCCUUUGAAAGCCAUGGAUAGGACAACGUCCAUGAAGAAAGGUAAAACAGAUAUCCUUGUGUUCAAUGAAACAUAUAUCGCUUUAUUGUUACCAUUUGUUAGGAAGUAUCGGGCUUACUGUGAACCAUUAUUGGAUAUAGCAGCAGAUAUGAAGGAUUUGAAUAAGAAGGUGGAUGGCCAUAUCACAUUCGGUAAUACCUUGACAGAAAGAGAUAUGAGGUUGUUAAGGUCGAUUUUCAGAUUAGUGAGAGGUACAAAAGGAUGUAUAAAUGUGAUCAAGCCUGUGAAGAGAGAGAGAGAGCAGGAGCAGAAGCAGGAGCAGAAGCAGGAGCAGGAGCAGGAGCAGGAGCAGAAGCAGAAGCAGAAGCAGAAGCAGAAGCAGAAGCAGGAGCAGAAGCCAAUGGAGCCACUUUCCGCUCACAUCGUCCCGGACUCUCUCAUUCAAGACCUCCAAAACAAACUAAACGGCCUGGUCGUCUCUGUGGAGAUCAUCAAAUCCACUUAG